UGUCCUAUGUGGCCAGACACUCAGUGCGAUUUUUUCAAAUGGGUAAAUGAGCACACUGAUGUUGAAGAGUACCAGUUCAAGUUGUUGGAAAAGGAUACUAUCAUAUGCGAAUUAGAGGUUGAACAAAAUUUCAGAGAUGAAAAAAUAAAGAAAUUGCAGUUGAAGAAAGCUAAGUUGGAGGAAGAAUUGAAAGAAAUGAAGAAAGAAGUCAUUGAAAUGAGGAUUGAGUUAGAGAAAUUGAAUAGGACUGAAAAAACUUUGUAUUUGGCAAUGUUUGUUUCUUGGAUGUUGUUUGUUGUUGUUUUUUUUCUUAAUUAAUUUGACUCAUAACUAGGGGCUGUAAUGGAUGAGUUAUGGAUAUGCUAUGUUGAAUAAUGUAUGGAAUUUGGUGUUUUUGUUUACAAUUUGCACACCUGUUUUGACAGUACUUGUAUAAUCCUUGAUGAUAGCAAAUUUUGCAAAAAAUGACAUAAAAAAUAGGCAUGAAAUUGGCAUAAAAAAUGACAUAAAAAUUAGGCAUGAAAAUGACAUAAAAAAUGACAUUAAAAAUAGGCCUUGAUGACAUAAAAGAUGACAUAAACUGAUCAUAGUAGUUUGCAAAUACAUCAAAAGAGGCCCAACAUUGUUUAACAUCACUUGUUCAAAGUGCACAACCACAUCAAAAUACACAACAUGUUUGUUUAACAGAAACAAAUGAAAAUAGUACUAGUUCCAUGGACUAAAACAUAAGUACACAAAAGUUUCAUGAUUCAGGCAUAAACCACUGAAAAGAGUUCAGCUCCAUCAAGGAUUCAGGUUGCACAAAGACUGAUGCAUCAUAGCUCAGAUAUAGAUAUCUGCCUUGCCCUUGUUGCUGGAACCUGAGACAUAAAAAAAUUGGUAAGAAAUUGACAGAAAGGCAUAAAAUUAGCAAAAAAAAUAUAAAAUAAAUAAAUACACAAAACAUUCAUAAAGCUGCAUCAGCUUACCAUUGGGUUUCCAUCAUCACCAAACAAGACACCAAUUCCAAUUGUUGACUUUGCUCUCCCUUUACCCCUAGCCCUUCCUCUCCCUUGUCCAGGAACUGGUGCCUCACCAGUUUCAGAGCCUCUCUCUGCAACUCCCCUUCCUCUUCCCCUCCCUCUUCCAUGAGCUGCAGAUUGGGAUCUAGUAAUGGUCUGAGACACACCUCUAGACCCCUCACC
Messenger RNA from Chenopodium quinoa (quinoa), 1184 nucleotides. RefSeq lists its product as uncharacterized. Lineage: Eukaryota; Viridiplantae; Streptophyta; Magnoliopsida; Caryophyllales; Amaranthaceae. The coding region runs from base 7 to 318 and encodes 103 amino acids. The record is from RefSeq and is a predicted model, not a curated record. The transcript has 2 exons.